Messenger RNA from Seriola dumerili (greater amberjack), 1482 nucleotides. Its product is annotated as NACHT, LRR and PYD domains-containing protein 1b allele 2-like. The record is from RefSeq and is a predicted model, not a curated record. The coding region runs from base 157 to 1482 and encodes 441 amino acids. The transcript is spliced from 10 exons. NCBI's taxonomy places the organism in Eukaryota, Metazoa, Chordata, Actinopteri, Carangiformes, Carangidae.
GCAAAGGAUGCUGUUAAACAUGCUGUUUUGGAAACACUGAAUAGUUUCACUCUCAGUGAGUUCAAGAAAUUCAAGUGGUUGCUGCAGUCCAGGUACUUUCAGAGGGGCCUCCCGCAAAUCCCACGGAGCCGACUGGAGAGGGAAGACAGGGCAGAAAUGGUGGAUCUGAUGGUGGAGAGGUACGGCCAGCAGUCUGUGGAGGUGAUCAGGGAGGUGCUCACGGACAUGAACAGGACUGAUCUGGAUCAGAGGUUGUCAGAAACCAGCUUACGACUUAGAGGACCUUUAAGAAGCGCUGAGCUUGAGGGCUGCGGAAGCACUAUGCAGGAAUCCAGCAACUGGACUAAACUUGAACCGGAAGUGAACGGCACAGAUGCAGAUGAGGAUUCAACUUACAGUCUGCAGUCUGAGGCCGGACGCUUUGAAUGCAGUGUCUCUGCCUUACGCUGGGUCUGUAAGGAAACGGUCAGCCUCAAGUACCAGUUUGUCUCUUGGGAGGGACACAUGGAGAGGAUGGAGAGCAUGCAAUACAAGCCUGCAGGUCCGUUAAUGAACAUCACAGUCAAUGCUGGGAAGUUAGAUGAAGUGUAUCUGCCACACUGGAUCUGCAUCGAUGACAACCCAACAAUAAUAGACGCGUUUGCAGCCCUACACAUAGAUGACUGUGGAGAUGAUGUGGAAAAAGUGUCUGAGGUCACAUCAUCCCAUAUCAAGUUAUCUGAACCAGUUUUCUCUCCAAGAGCGGCCCUGGUGAAAGCCAGCUUUUCUGUGAAAACAAAAUCUUACGUGUUAAUAUACUAUAAACCCAACACACCGGUCCUGAAACUACAUGUCUACGUGAUCCCAAAAGAUCCUGCUCUACAAAAGAAAGUGGACGAGACGGAAAUCUCCGACCAAUACGAAAAAAUCAGAAAGCCACACCCAGACAAGUACCUGAAAAUGAAGCAGGGUUUCAUCCUCACAGCAGACAUCGACACAGCAAAAAUUCACCCAGAGAAAUUAACCCUCAGACAUGAGAGCGACCCAAACUUCUAUGAAGUGUUCAUUCAGAAUCCAGACAGAGACUUCUACCUUACGCUCUCACAGUCUUCCACAAACGAACAAAUGUGGAGCCAUAAAAUUCGAAAAGUCGAACAGACUGGUGGACAAUCUUCCAUACCUGAGUCAAGUGACAUGGAUGAACACCUGUCUGAACUGCUCCAGCAAACAACGAUCACAACGGUUAGAGAGAAGCUUUUGAAAACGCUGGAACACUUGAAAGGGGAAGAGUUCAAAAAAUUCAAGUGGCACCUGCAGGACAGUGACAUCCAGGAAGGCCUCCCAUGCAUCCCACCUUGCAGACUGGAGAACACAGACGUCUUGGAGCUGGUGGAUCUAAUGAUGCAGACCUAUAGCCAACAGACGGUGGAGGUGACCAAGAGGGUUUACAGGAAAAUAAACAGGAAUGAUCUGGUGCACAUAUUAUCAGAGAGCAGCUCAUGA